Molecule: messenger RNA, 731 nt
Organism: Labeo rohita (rohu)
Lineage: Eukaryota; Metazoa; Chordata; Actinopteri; Cypriniformes; Cyprinidae
Product: F-box only protein 6-like
Biological process (GO): SCF-dependent proteasomal ubiquitin-dependent protein catabolic process; glycoprotein catabolic process
Cellular component (GO): SCF ubiquitin ligase complex; cytoplasm
Molecular function (GO): protein binding; ubiquitin protein ligase activity
Source: RefSeq, a predicted model, not a curated record
UUUUCAAAGAUCACGUGACAGCCUCAUUUCGAGCAACACUGUUUCAGAACAUUAGUGUGUCGACAGUAGGCGUAGAUUUACUCAUCCCUACAUGUGAUUCCCAGGAAUACACUGACAUUCUGACAAGAAUCAUGACACGUGUUCCUCUAGCUGUGGUUGAGGAGAUUCUUCUGAACCUGCCGGCUCAUCAGGUGGUCCAAGUUUGUCGGCUGGUGUGUCGUGAGUGGAAGGAGCUGGUGGACAGUAAUGCACACUGGAGAGAGCGCUGUCGGAGAAAGGGAUUUCAGCCAUGUGAUGCUUCCAGUCCACCACUUGAGUGGCGCCGGUUUUAUUUCUCUAAGUAUUGUAACUUGCUCAAGAAUCCCAAAGCUGAAGAUGAAUUUCAAGGAUGGAACAUUGUACAGAAUGGAGGUGACCGCUGGAGAAUAGAGGGAAUUUGGAGAGAGCUUCCAGAUAAGACAGUCAAAAAAUGUUUUGUAACAUCUUAUGAGUUAUGUUUGAAGCAACAGCUGAUUGAUUUGAAGCAAGAAGGCUACAGUGAUGCUUUCAUGGAUCAAGUGCAACCUCCUAUCAAAAUAUCAGACUGGUAUGCAUCCCGCUUUGAUUGUGGGUGUGAGUAUAAAGUAGAGUUGCUUGAUCAGAGAAGAGAACCCAUCUGUAUUUUUCAGCCAGAGGAAAUUGUUUUUCAACAGUGGAAUGAUGAGCCGUGGCGUGAAAUGACACGUCUUUAA